ACGUCAAAUUACCAGUUUGUUUUGAUUUUGUGUGGGGAUUUGUAAUUGAAAUUUUUAAUUUGUAAAUGUAAAUGUGUAAUUUGUUGUUAAUAUUUAUUGUUUAACGCUGUUAUUUUAAUUUAUGUCAAAUUGGUAGUGCAAAGAAUAAAAAUGUCGAAAGACGACAAAUUGUUUUUUCACAAAACAGUCAUGCAUUUGGCUAGAUCCCUAAGCAGUAUAAAGGAUACACCCUGGGAAAAGAUACAAAUUCUUUAUGGAAUGUGCCCAAUGGAAUUACAAAAUGGAAGCAUUUAUAUCACUUGCCGCCAGCAAGAUGCCGUUAUUGCCCUCGGUAUUUAUUUGCUGGAAUCCAAAUUUCAACAUAAAGAAAAAAUUGUUAAAUACCUUUUGCAUUUGGCUAAGUUGCUAGAGAAGGCUUAUUGGCCGGAUGAGAUGAAGUAUCAUCAUACAGACAGAACACCCAUUGCUGAAAGAUUUAGUUUUUGCUUCCACACACUUUUAUCAGACAUCGCAGCAAGAUGCCAGGACUAUCAAGAUUUGAUUAUAGAGACCCAGGUAGAGAGUUUGGUUUCUCUUACCAACAAUAUACUAAGAAUGAAAGACCCUGGGAGUUGUAAUAGUAGUUCCAAAUUAUUUUUAUGUAAAACUACAUUGCCUGUUUUAAUUGGUCUAUCAAGAGCAAUGGGCAGAUACUCUUUUAAUGAUCCUUCUUUAAUUGCUCGAUUAUUUCCUAAACCAGAACCUCCUUUAGGGCAAAACUCGGCCAGUAAAACAAAUGUAACUAAUAAAAGCUUUAGCAGCUUUAGAAAUAUUAUUCCAAGGAGUCUUAGUGGGAAUUUAGCAGCAACUUUUGAUAUCUUGGCAAUCACACAGGGUUAUGACUCUUCAGAUAUUGCCUACAAUACAAGCUCACUGAAAAGAGGAUCAGCAAUUAAUACACCACAAAUUAAUUCAGCCUAUGACCCAAAAACCUAUUUUUUUGCAAAAUUUGGCUCCAGCUUCAACCAAGUCCCUCAGCUGCGUGUUAGCGAUCCAGCAGAUAAAAAAUGUCCGAUAAUUUUCCCCCAGAAGCACCUGACAACAAUUUUGGCACUCAGUAAAAAACUGCUUACCAAAGAUAUGUUAAGCCACAUCGAUGAACAAUCAAUGGAAAUUUACAGUACUGGCAGAAUACAAAUUUUCCCCUAUAAGACAUUUUCAGAAACUAUUAACCUGGUGUUUGUAACUCUGAUGAGAGAAUUAUUACAGCCACAGUCCAAUUUGCCUGUGCCAUUUACGAAAGAUGUACAAGAGUUUGUUAAAGGGUUAUAUUUAAACGGUCAAACGGAGUUACAAAGCCGCCACCACGAUGCCAGCGAAAAGGAAGACAGGGAAAGUAAUUUUGCGUUGGUAAAUAAGUUUAAAGUUAACGUUAUGGCGAACGCCGCCUGCGUUGAUUUGCUUGUCUGGGCCAUCGGUGACGAAACUGUGGAUGUGGAAUAUAACUUUUCAACUUUGGUGCAGUUUCUAACUACUAUACUAGGUGCUGAUAGUUUAUGCGGUCGCCUUUCAGAGAAAAUUAACACCAAUGACAGUUACAGAUUGGUUCUAGCUCACAUGCCCCUUUUAAUGGUGUGCCUGGAAGGUUUAGGAAAACUGGCCCAAAAAUUUCCAAAUAUCGCUUCCACUUCGAUUUAUUGUUUAAGAGAUUUCUUAAUAGUGCCCUCGCCGAUUUUAUCGAAGUUACACAAGCAGGCAAACGAAAGGAGCGGUAAAGAUCACUUGAAAGUCGUUGCUGCCGGGCAUGUCUUGAAGGCCGAACAGGCUGCCAAUAAAUAUCCUUUACGGGUACAGGGUGCAUUUGAGAAAUUACGUGACGCCGCAAUCGAGAACUUGUGUUACGCUUUGGAGGCAUCUCACACAAUGGACCCUGAAUGUGUUAGAGCUUUGGUUGCUUCUGUUUCUAAUCGGCUUUUUACAGCUGAAAAAAGCGAUAGUGAAUCAACACUAAUCUCAACAAACAUAGUGAUAAUGUUGGGCCACGUUGCCGUAUCUAUGAAGGGUACUCCGAAAACCACCGAUACCAUCCUACAGUUCUUCCAGCAGCGGUUUUGCCGGGUUCCAUCGGCUUUGGACAGUUUAAUCGUGGACCAGUUGGGAUGUAUGAUAAUCGCCCAAUGUGAACCCAACGUAUAUGAGGUGAUCAUGAAAAUGUUUACAAUGAUUACGGUGGAAAGUAGUAGUACCACUUAUGGGAGCAGUUCGAACGAUAAAGCCCAGUAUAGGCACGUCUCUAGGUCGGUCAUUAAUGCUUUGGCCAACAUAGCUGACAAUAUUCAGGGGGAAUUGCAGAUGAAUGAACUGCUCGGUCGAUUGCUCGAGUUAUUUGUGCAAUUGGGUUUAGAAGGCAAAAGAGCUAGCGAUAAAAGUCCAGUUCUAGAAGCAGCUCCUUUUAAGAUAAAAGAAUCCAUGAUGGGUGCAUUAAAAGCGUCCAGCUCGGCCGGCAAUUUAGGUGUAUUAAUUCCAGUAAUUGCAGUUUUAUUACGCAGGCUACCCCCAAUUAGACACCCCAAACCAAGAAUUCAUAAACUUUUCAGAGAUUUUUGGCUUUAUUGCGUAAUUAUGGGGUUUACGGCGUCAGAAUCUGGAUUGUGGCCUCAAGAAUGGUACGAAGGGGUAAAAGAGAUCGCAGUAAAAUCACCCGCUCUAAUUUCACCGACCUCAAGUCGCUCCGAGAUGCGAGAAUUACAAUAUACGAGUGCGGUCCGUAAUGAUAGCGUAUCAAUUAACGAAUUGCAGGAGUUGAAAACGCAAAUUUUGGAUUUGUUAAACCCUCAUCCUGCGGAAGUUACUGCUUUUGUCAAUAAAUUAACUUUUGCGCAGUGUACCUUUUUGCUUAGCGUUUACUGGGUUGAAACGUUAAGGGUUCAACAUUCUGGAGAACCUAGUAUGGUACCGAUGAUUUCGGACUACUUAAGCGACUCGGCAUUACAAAAAGAUAAGUCAGGCAUGUGGAAUUGCGUCGCCUCCGUAAGCGAUUGUGUCUUUAAAAAAUUCCUGGACGUUAUGAAAAAUAAGCCGAAAGACGAGGCAAGAGAAUGCGAUUUGGAACAACACGCCCAAUUUCUACUCGUUAAUUUCAAUCACACCCACAAACAAAUCAGAAGGGUUUCCGAUAAGUACUUAGCCGACUUGGUGGAUAGAUUUCCGCAUUUGUUGUGGAGUAGACGGGUUCUUUGGACAAUGUUGGACAUCUUACAAGUGUUAUCUUACUCACUAGAAAUCGAUCCCAAUCAAGAAACACCCACAUUAAGAAUACCACAAACGUCGUACUCUAUUCAACUGAUGGAUACUUUGGAAGCGAGAGAACAAAUAAUUAAAGAUUUUGCCGCUAAUUCUGAGCGAAUCGUUAAGGAAGCUAUGAGAUGGGCCCCACAAUGGACCAGAUCACAUAUAUUGGAGUAUAUUAAUCAAAUACCCACUUCGGGUAUGUGGCAUCACACUGGCCUCUCUAUGGCUUUAGAAUCGAUUUUACAGUUCGGACCUUUGAAUUUGUAUAGCGCUCCUUUAAGCGUUAGUACGUUAGAGAAACGACCCAAAUGCGUAAAGACGGACUCUAGUAAAAUUAUGUCAACUUCUGCCAUGCGUUCAAAGUAUAUUGGAGAGGUUAUAGGAAUGUUAACUAUUUACGGAGAAGAGCGCAGGGAAGAAUUAAUUGCAACCAUCCUAAAUAAAGUGUGGGCCGCUUGUAAACAACAAUCGGAUUCUCUUCAUAGAGACGCGGUUUGGCAGGCCACCGCUCUCCUAAUUCAUACGCGGGACUUUGAUAGAAAACUAUUGCAUGCUGUUACUUGGUCCCAGGUAGAGCUUUUUAGUGUGGAGGCAAUGCGUUCGGCAGUCGAGUGCUGGCAGUGGUUGAUCACGUCCAAUCCAGAGUUGGAGAUGCGAUUUCUGCAAGAAAUGGUUUCCGCAUGGAAAUGUACAAUUCAUAAGAAGUUAGGAUUGUUUUCGGUUACAAAUACACAAACCAGUCCGUUGGCGGUGCAUGAAGGUUGUCAUUUGGAUCCGGACACCCCAUUUGUAAAACCACACGUUAUCUGGGUGCAAUUCAUCUGCGAAUUGGUGGAGACAAUAAAAUACAGCAGUUACGAAAAGGUGGAGAUGAUCGCCAGUCUUAUCCACCAUUCUUUAUCGAUGGCGGUCGGUAACGAACCUGCUCCAAUGACAAGACAUACUUCUGCGGUCGGAGUUAGAUUUAAAUUGUUAACUUGUGGCCUGUCUUUACUUCAAGGAGAUAUUUUACCGAAAAGCUUAGCGAAAAACGUUUUAAGAGAAAGGAUUUACUGUUGCUGUUUGGAUUAUUUUUGUAAACCAGUCAAAUGUCCCAACCAGAAUACUAAUGACUUGCGAGAAGACAUCACCACGUUAGUACGCUUCUGGCAAACUUUACACUCUGAUAAGAAAUAUUUAAGAAUCAGCGAUGUUGGAGAUUUGGGACCGUCGACUCCCAUGUCAACUUCGGUAGUCAGCCAUACCAAUGAACUAUCAAAACCGACAAGUGAUUUAAAUCGAUCCACAGGUUGGAUUAAUACCGUUCCUUUAUCCACAAGCACAGCGACCCUUAGUAAAAGAUCUGCAAAAUCGACAAGGAAAGUUCCGAUGGCUGACAAUUUUGUAAAAUGUUAUUUGAAGAAAAGGAAUUUGAUUUUGGAGUUAUUGGCAGUGGAAAUUGAGUUUUUGGUUGUUUGGCAUAACCCCACGUCCAGACCAGAAUUGAUUGUUCCCGGCGAAGAAAACAUCGCAUCGUGGCGCGCAAAAACAAUAACAGAAAAACAGUGGCGCGAGUACACGCGCCUCGCCUGGGACAUUUCGCCGGUUUUGGCCGUCCAUUUGCCAGCACGUUUUAAAACUAAUGAGGCAAUUAUUGGGGAAAUAAAGGCGCAAGUACACGCGAAUCCCACCAGGGUAACCCACGUGCCUGAGGCGUUACAGUACUUGGCUACUACCGAGGCGUUUUUGGCUGAUAGUCCUAAAUUAACUCAUAUGCUUACGUGGGCUCGAGUUUCUCCUAUACAGGCGUUAGCUUACCUCAGCAGACAAUUUCCAUCACACCCGAUUUCCGCUCAGUAUGCCGUUAAAGUGUUAAGUUCAUAUGAAGCUGAUGCUGUCUUAUUUUAUAUUCCUCAACUAGUUCAGAGCUUACGUCAUGAUAAGAUGGGUUACGUAACCGAGUUUAUUAAAUGGAUAUCUAAGAAAUCUCAGAUCGUCGCUCAUCAGCUCAUUUGGAAUAUGAAAACGAACAUGUUUACCGAUGAAGAUAUGCAAAUUAAAGAUCCCAUUUUAUUCGAAAUACUCGAAUCACUUGUAAAUACUAUUGUGGGCGAACUCUCCGGGCCGGCUAAGAAGUUCUACGAACGAGAAUUCGACUUUUUUGAUAAAAUCACUAGCAUUUCCGGCGAAAUUCGACCUUUUCCCAAAGGACCCGAACGACGAAAGGCUUGUUUAGAAGCACUAAGCCGUAUAAAGGUCCAACCGGGUUGUUACUUACCAAGUAACCCCGAAGCAAUGGUGGUAGACAUAGAUUAUAAAAGCGGAGUUCCGAUGCAAAGUGCCGCAAAAGCCCCCUACUUAGCCAGAUUCAAAGUAGUCAAAUGUGGCAUAAAGGAAUUGGAAAAUAUCGCCAUGGCCGUAUCAUUAAACGAAACUUAUGAUAUUGCUUCUUUGGGUCCCGAACUGUGGCAAGCCGCUAUCUUUAAGGUGGGAGAUGACGUCAGACAAGACAUGUUGGCCCUUCAAGUGAUCGGUAUUUUUAAGAAUAUCUUUCAAACUGUUGGGCUUGACCUCUAUCUGUUUCCGUAUAGAGUUGUGGCUACUGCUCCUGGGUGUGGGGUAAUAGAGUGCGUACCAAAUGCCAAAUCCAGAGAUCAGUUGGGCCGUCAAACAGAUAUCGGAAUGUACGAGUACUUCCAGAAAACAUACGGCGGCGAACGAACUAAAGAAUUCCAAACUGCGCGUCGUAACUUUAUUAUUUCUAUGGCCGCGUACAGCGUUGUCGGGUUCCUUUUGCAAAUCAAAGAUAGGCAUAACGGCAAUAUAAUGCUAGAUAAGGACGGACAUAUUAUACAUAUCGAUUUUGGAUUUAUGUUUGAGUCCUCUCCUGGAGGAAAUCUGGGAUUUGAACCAGACAUCAAACUGACUGACGAAAUGGUAAUGAUAAUGGGAGGUAAAAUGGAAGCUGCUCCUUUCAAGUGGUUUUCUGAUUUAUGCGUUCAAGCUUACCUUGCUGUUCGUCCAUACCAAGAGGCAAUAAUCUCCUUAGUAUCUCUCAUGUUGGAUACGGGUCUACCAUGCUUCAGAGGUCAGACGAUUAAAUUACUACGAGGACGAUUUAAUCCGGGGGCCAACGACAAAGAGGCUGCCAACUAUAUGUUACAAGUCAUCAGAAAUAGUUACCUUAACUUUAGAACCCGAACGUAUGACAUGAUACAGUUCUAUCAAAACCAGAUUCCUUAUUAAAAUUACCGUAGAAACAAGUAUUAUCGAUUAUAGGAACCAUUUUUCUUGGUUGGUUUAUGUGAUUUAAUUUGUUUGGGAUUGAAGGUAAAGGGAAACGUCCCUUGUUGUAAACGGUUCAAACUACAUUGUAUAAGGUAUAAGUAAAACAUAUUUAAGUUAAGUUUAAGGCAGCAGAGUUAGAUUAUCUUUUUUUUUUAAUUUAAUAUGAGAAUAGUUGAGAAAUGAUACAAUUAACUGGGAGACAAGUGAAGAGACAAAAUAUACAAAUAAGACGAAACAACAAAAUCGGAACAAAGCAUUGUUAAGAAAUAGAACUGUUCUCUUUAGAAACCCGGAAAAUUCUUAAAUAAAUUUCAAAUAUACAUGGAAGCUUUUAUGUAAAUUAUGAAUUUGGAUACUCAAAUACUAAGACAGAAAAGCAAAAAUUAUCAAACUAGCGUGUAUCGAAAUAUCGAAUAUCAAAUGCAAAAUGUCCAUGACAACCUAAAACUGACUUUUUUAAAAGCUAAACCUCCACAUUUUUUUAAUGAAAACCGCUUGUUCCGUUUGCAAUAAGAAAAAUUCACUUAGCUUUAACAUAGUUUUUCUUAGUUAGAUGUAGACAAAAAUGUUCAUAAGGUCAGUGGUUUAUUAACUAUUUUAACUAAUUUUUUAUUGUAGCAUGUUAUUUAGUAUUUAGCUUUAUUUUUUUUAAUUUGUAUUUAUUUUAUUAAAAAUUAAAGAGUCUAAGCUAAA
Messenger RNA from Anthonomus grandis grandis, 7230 nucleotides. It is a transcript of the gene Pi4KIIIalpha, whose product is annotated as phosphatidylinositol 4-kinase alpha. Gene Ontology annotation, cellular component: plasma membrane; cytoplasm. Lineage: Eukaryota; Metazoa; Arthropoda; Insecta; Coleoptera; Curculionidae. Bases 151 to 6495 code for a protein of 2114 amino acids. The transcript is spliced from 31 exons. Gene Ontology annotation, biological process: phosphatidylinositol phosphate biosynthetic process; phosphatidylinositol-mediated signaling. Gene Ontology annotation, molecular function: 1-phosphatidylinositol 4-kinase activity. The record is from RefSeq and is a predicted model, not a curated record.